CAGAUCCAUUCCCGGCUGUCCUCCUGUCAACCUUCUCCUGCCUGAGAAGCUCCCAGCCAGGGCUCUUGUUUUGGUUUCCCUUCCAAAAAUAAAGGGACAGAGUCCAUCUGCUCUUCUACUUUAGGUUGGUUUUUAGUCCCUUUUUUGCCUAAGGUUGCAUUCCCUAUUUUGGGAAGGAAUUUUCCUCCUUCGGAGAGAGCGGGGCCGGCUCUCUCGCUUCUCUCCUGGGUUCCCAUCCAAAGGGAUCUGGGCAGGGAUCCACUCCAGGAGAUGGUGCAGUCCCACCCACUUCUGGGAUCCAGAAGAUCCACUGAAAUGACCGAGGAGACCCUCACAGCUCCUGAGGCCUCCGCCCAGUGCCCCUUUCUCUGGACAUGACCUCCCCCUCCGUGAACGAGACCUGUGUCCUGCGGCCUCCGUCCUUCACCCUGCGCGGCCUCCCCGGCCAGGAGGACGCCCACUUCUGGCUGGCCUUCCCCUUGCUGGCCCUGUACCUGGUGGCCGUGGUGGGCAACGCCACCAUCGUGUGGGUGGUCAGGGCGGAGGCCACGCUCCACACGCCCAAGUACCUCUUCCUGGGCAUGCUGGCCGGCGUGGACUUGGCGCUGGCCACUUGCACCGUCCCCCGCAUGCUGUCCCUCUUCUGGCUGGACGACCGGACCAUCGGCUACGGCGCCUGCCUGCUCCAGAUGUUCUUCAUCCACUCCCUCUCGGGGGUGGAGUCCACGGUGCUGCUUGCCAUGGCCGCUGACCGCUAUGUGGCCAUCUGCCGCCCACUCCAGUACUCGGCCCUGCUGACCUGCUCACGGGCAGCUAAAGUGGGCCUGGGGGCUGUGGCCCGGAGCCUGGCCUUCUUCCUACCACUGCUGCCGAUGGUUGACCGGCUGGCCUUCUGCGGCCCCACCCAGCUGGUGCACCCCUUCUGCCUCCACCAGGACUUGAUGACCUUGGCCUGUGAGCACCCACCCACACUGCCUAACCGAGUCUACGGCCUGGUAGCCAUCCUGCUGGUCAUGGGCCUGGACGGCCUGCUGGUCUUCCUCUCCUACCUGCUCAUCCUGGCCGCCGUCCUGCGCCUGCCCACCCGAGAGGAGCAUGGCUCCACCUGCCUGGCCCACGUCUGCAUGGUGCUGGCCUUCUACUUCCCACUGGUGGGGCUCUCCAUUGCCCACCGCCUGGGAGAUGGGAGACACCACCCCGUUCUCCAUGUCACCCUCAGCUGCCUCUACCUUCUCCUGCCCCCCGUCCUCAACCCCAUCGUCUACGGGGCGCGCAUGACUGAGAUCCGGCGCAGGGCCCUCAAGAUGGUGGGCAGGAGACCAUCGGCCCCCCAAGCCCACUGACCACAGGGAGAAGAAGGCUGGGUGGUCUGUGUGGGAGAGUACAGCAGGGAUACCCAGGCCCAUAGCAUUUAGGGAGAGCAGAAUGCAAGGAAAGAGGGCUGGGCCACAACCUAUAAUAAGACUAUCCGGUAUCUAUAGAAGAGUAGAGUGCAAUGGAACUAUUCUGGGACCAUAACCUGUGUGAGGAAUAUUUGGUAUCUAUAGCAGAGCAGAAUGCAACGGAAGAGUGCUGGGCCCAUAACCUAUACAAAGACUAUUUAGUAAGAGUAAAGUGCAAUGUGUUGUGACUCAGCUGG
Molecule: messenger RNA, 1639 nt
Organism: Anolis sagrei ordinatus
Lineage: Eukaryota; Metazoa; Chordata; Lepidosauria; Squamata; Anolidae
Product: olfactory receptor 51E2-like
Biological process (GO): G protein-coupled receptor signaling pathway
Cellular component (GO): plasma membrane
Molecular function (GO): olfactory receptor activity; G protein-coupled receptor activity
Source: RefSeq, a predicted model, not a curated record